AUGCACCUCAAGCCUCUCUCGAUCCUCGUCUUGGCAGUCCUAUGGAGCGACUGCACUGCUCAGUCAUGCUCGCCUGCCGUUAACAUCGACUUCAAGGCGAGCCUGGGCAUCAAGGGGGAUGUGACCGACCCGACUCGCUCCGUCAACAACAUGCCGGUCUAUGGGCCCAGGAGCAUACCCGCGGAGAACAUGCUCAUGAUACCGGACUCGCAGCUCCAAAUGAACGUGACGGUCUGGUGGAACUCCGAUCAGCAGCUCUCAGCGUUCGCGAGCGAGGACCCAGGGCUGCCCAACGGAGCAUCGUUCAUGCCCAGCUCGUGCUAUGGCGAAGUUCGAGUCUCGACCCUGACCGACCCUUACUCGAGCGUCUGCAAGAGCUUCUUGUGGACGCCCAACAGAGAGCAGGUCGGGACCAACUACUCAGUCUGUGUGGUCGCGAUGCCAACCAACAUGAUCAGCUGUUCCGUCAAGAAGUGCUUCUACGUAUCCGUGCUGGCCCCUAAGAUCGUCUUCGACUCCCUUUCUCCGCUAGAUGGCCAGGUCUUCCACAGUCCAGUUGGGUGUGACCUGGAAGUUUGUGUGCAAGCGCAGGAUCAGUACAACCGAACACAUACGGACAUCUUCUUGACUGGAGUCGACCAAGCGUACGCAGCGGCCUUCGACUCGACCUGUCAGCCCAGCUCCUACCCUUCAACUCUCAACCCGCUGUUCCCUGUCAGCAGCGCUGAGCCUCCUUCUUAUGCCCCGGGGCCUUGCAAGAAAUGCCUGCGCUGGAAAGCAUCGCCAGGUCAUGAGAACAAGAACUUCACCGCUUGCUUCGUAGCUUCAGACGCAGACGUCAAUUCUAUCCUCGCCAUCCAGAGGUGCAUUAUAGUCCUCGUCCCCAAGUGCAAGUACUGUAUCCAGGCUGGGGACUCUCUGCACUCCAUCAACAGGAGGUUCGACUUCAGCUCCAACUGGCUGCAGCUGUGGAACACCAAUGGCAUGUCUGAGCUCCAUCCUGAUCCUCUCUCGCCCACCACGGCCUUCGGAGAUCCGGACGAGAUCACUGCAACUAACGCCAUCAUUCACCUCGGGCCCUUGUACGCCAUCAAAGUUGGCGAAGACCUCGAGCAUGUAGCCAGCCGUUUCAGGACGACGGUGAAGAAGAUUCUUCAGAUCAACCCUGACAUCUCCGACCCCUCUGCGAUCUCGCCUGGUCAAGUCUUGUGCCUCAUUCCCUGCUCCAUGGAUUGA
Molecule: messenger RNA, 1236 nt
Organism: Guillardia theta CCMP2712
Lineage: Eukaryota; Cryptophyceae; Pyrenomonadales; Geminigeraceae
Exons: 1
Coding region: 1-1236 (411 amino acids)
Source: RefSeq, a predicted model, not a curated record